Messenger RNA from Leishmania mexicana MHOM/GT/2001/U1103, 2415 nucleotides. RefSeq lists its product as hypothetical. Bases 1 to 2415 code for a protein of 804 amino acids. The record is from RefSeq and is a predicted model, not a curated record. The transcript has a single exon. NCBI's taxonomy places the organism in Eukaryota, Euglenozoa, Kinetoplastea, Trypanosomatida, Trypanosomatidae.
AUGGCGCCGCUGUCGGCCGUCGCCUUUUUUCUGCUAGUUGUGAUUGGUGUUUGCCUCGGUGAGCUGACUGUCGCGAGCUCCACCUUGACAACGGCACUGUCUUCGCACGUCCUUAACGUGACCCUGAGCGGUGCCGGCGCGGGGUCCAAUUGGCCAACGACCACUAACGCGCUGAGCGCCAUCACAUCUACAGUUAACACCACGGUGUGCAGUGGCUUGCCAUCCGGGGUCAUCCACUGCGACGCGUAUCUCAUGCGCGUGUCCGAAACCACACUCGGUCUCCAGCUGAGCAUCGUCACUUCGACCGCCCUUGCGGGAAACUCCACGUACUACCUACUCUCGCAGUGGGUCAACGGCGGCAGCGCGACUAUCUUGACGACACUGACGCGCCUGACGUCGGCCUGCGCAGAGGUCCUCGGCACCUCGCUCUCCAGCCUCGCAGUCACCACCGGUGCCUAUACCGUGCCGUGCCGCAACUCGGAGACGUAUUCCUACCUUCCCGCGUGUGCUGCAGCAGAGGUCCCUGUGACAACGGCCUACAUUCUCGCGCCGUCUUCUGACCUACAGGCUUACUUCUCUGCGUACCUAUGCGGCCCCACUGCCUCGGAGACGUGCAGAAACAGCAUCGUUGUUCAGUUGCCGUCAGAGUUGUCGCUGUACACUGUCGUGACCAUUAAGAGCUUACCGAAAGCGUUGGAGGCUGUCCUGGCAUACGUCGCCGAUGUCCGCGCCGGCUUUGCGGGCGUGCCUCAGGCAGUGGGCCCGGGAGUGGGCAACACCGCGGCGGCGCUAACCGCUAGCGCGGUUGAGCUGCGGUACCGAGGCAUGCAUGCGGUACUCUUCUCCACGGACGAGAAUAAGCGAAUGUACUCCACCACCACCCGUAUGACGAUUGAGUGUCACUCGAGCUUCGGCUACUGGGCCUUGGUCUUCAUCGCAAUAGUCCCGCUCUGCGCCAUCCUCUUCCGCUACGUGUGGUUCCGAGGACGGCAACGGUCCAAAAAGCAGGAGCGCCGCCGCGUCGUCGCUGAUGAGAUGCGCAUCAUGCAAGGGUACACGAACCCGGCCGAUGCGCAGGGCGCAGGAAGCGGGCCGCCGCCUGGUUUCGACACGUCCGUCACUGGUAUCAGCAACACCGCGCCGCACUGGGUCAUGGAUGCGAACGGUAACUACUACGACGCCAACGUCGCAGACGCCGACCCCGCCGCGCAGGCCGAUGCGGCAACACACCAGGCGUACGUGGCCCCUGACACUGGUGAGACACACCAGUAUGUUGUCGAUGACGCAAACAGCGCAGGCGCGGCGGCGGCGGCGGCAUCACAGUCGUCACAGCAAACUGGGAAUAUCACGGGCGACAACGCGUUCUACCAGACCUACGUUAACCCCGAGACCGGGGAGACGUACCAAUACACAACCGGUGCGGCUGCGGCGGGACAAGAACAGGGGCAGGCAGUCGAAGCGCCUGUUGCAAAGGUGCNNACGGACGAGAAUAAGCGAAUGUACUCCACCACCACCCGUAUGACGAUUGAGUGUCACUCGAGCUUCGGCUACUGGGCCUUGGUCUUCAUCGCAAUAGUCCCGCUCUGCGCCAUCCUCUUCCGCUACGUGUGGUUCCGAGGACGGCAACGGUCCAAAAAGCAGGAGCGCCGCCGCGUCGUCGCUGAUGAGAUGCGCAUCAUGCAAGGGUACACGAACCCGGCCGAUGCGCAGGGCGCAGGAAGCGGGCCGCCGCCUGGUUUCGACACGUCCGUCACUGGUAUCAGCAACACCGCGCCGCACUGGGUCAUGGAUGCGAACGGUAACUACUACGACGCCAACGUCGCAGACGCCGACCCCGCCGCGCAGGCCGAUGCGGCAACACACCAGGCGUACGUGGCCCCUGACACUGGUGAGACACACCAGUAUGUUGUCGAUGACGCAAACAGCGCAGGCGCGGCGGCGGCGGCGGCAUCACAGUCGUCACAGCAAACUGGGAAUAUCACGGGCGACAACGCGUUCUACCAGACCUACGUUAACCCCGAGACCGGGGAGACGUACCAAUACACAACCGGUGCGGCUGCGGCGGGACAAGAACAGGGGCAGGCAGCCGAAGCGCCUGUUGCAAAAGGUGCUCAAGACACCGCUGCCGGCGACGGCUACCAAACCUACGUAGACCCGAGCACCGGGGAGACGUACCAAUACACGCAGGCGGACGCCAAUGCAGCGGCACACGAGUACCAGUACGCCAACUCGAACGCUGCAGCCGUCUACGAGUACGUUGACCCGACAAACGGUGAAACCUACCAGUACACCGCCGAGGCUGGAGAGAACAACGGUACAGCGGCGGAGCAGGGACAUGGCGCUGCCGGUACCGGUAACGUCUACGUUGACCCUCAGAGGGGGGAGAUGUACCAGUACGAGGCACUGCAGCAGUAA